CGCUGAUUGGGCGGCACCGGUGUGUCGUUUUAGGUUCAUAGAAACAAACCCAACAACAGUUGGAUUAACACUAUAUUAACGCAACGCACUGUUACGAAGAAAGAAAAAGCUUCUCUGAAUGGCUUGUAGAACUCUGCGGACCUUACGUUUUGUUGAAGAAAGUGACGCUGAUGUGAGGAGUAGGUGUUGUUUAAAGGAACAAUUGUGGUUGUAAAAUGAAUUUUUCGGAGGUCUUUAAGCAAUCCAACUACCUUUGCAAAGUUUCACCUGAUGGAAAAUAUUUGGCGACAUGUGUACAAUACAGACUAGUUGUGAGAGAUGUUAGCUCUUUGCAAAUCCUGCAGCUCUACACCUGUCUGGAUCAAAUAUCACACAUGGAGUGGUCCUCUGACUCUCUAUUCAUCCUAUGUGCUAUGUACAAGAGGGGGCUGGUACAGGUGUGGUCUCUCGAGCAGCCAGACUGGCACUGUAAGAUUGAUGAAGGCUCAAUCGGACUAGUCUCCUCACGCUGGAGUCCAGACGGACGUCACAUUCUCAACACCACCGAGUUCCAUCUGAGAAUUACCGUCUGGUCUCUCUGCACGAAAGCCGUGUCUUACAUCAAGUAUCCCAAAGCAUGUCAGAAGGGAAUAGACUUCAGCAGAGAUGGAUGUUAUUUGGCCUUAGCUGAGCGUCGUGAUUGCAAGGACUAUGUUAGCAUAUUUGUGUGUGACGACUGGCAUUUACUCAGGCAUUUUGAGACUGAAACACAGGACCUUGCAGGACUGGAGUGGUCACCCAAUGGUUGUGUGCUAGCAGUGUGGGACAACUGUCUAGAGUAUAAGGUUUUGCUGUAUUCCUUGGAUGGCCGAUUGUUGUCGACCUACAGUGCCUACGAGUGGUCACUGGGUGUGAAGUCUGUCUCCUGGAGCCCCAGCAGCCAGUUCUUGGUCAUUGGCAGUUAUGAUGAGAAAGUGCGCAUCCUCAAUCAUAUCACAUGGAAGAAAAUUGUGCAGUUUGAGCAUCCUGCAGCUAUUGACAACACAAAAGCUACUGUGUAUAAGGAAGUGGAAAGAAGACCAGCUGUGGUCAGUGAAGAGUUGUCACUACACAACAUUACAAUGGGCUCAACACUUUUCAACACCCAAAGCAAAUACGAGAUCUGCUCACUGCCUGUCCAAAUUCCUGUGGUCAAGCCAGACCCAGACAGAGCCAAUCCCAAAAUAGGUGUGUCUGUUCUGGCGUUCAGCUCAGACAGUCGCUAUCUUGCCACCAAAAAUGACAACAUGGCUACUGCUGUUUGGGUGUGGGACAUGCAGAAGAUGAGCCUGGAGGCUGUGCUGGAGCAUACAUCAGCCGUACGCUGCUUUCUGUGGGACCCUCGUCGCCCUCGACUGGCUCUGUGUACCGGCAACAGCAAACUAUAUCUUUGGUCCCCGGGAGGCUGUGUUUCUGUUCAAGUUCCUGUAGAAGGUGGUUUUCAAGUCCAGUCCCUAAACUGGCACUGCAGUGGAGACUCUGUGAUCUUGCUUGGGAAAGAGCAGCUUUGCUUGUGCUAUAUGGACACUGACCAGGAAGAAAAUUCCUAACUUUACCCAAGUUAGUUCAGGUCUAAUUAUGAACUUGAAGACCAGUGGAAGCACUCUUGGAUAUCUUUAUGCUGGAUUAUGGUUGCUUAAAACCCAAAACUUUCCUACUCCUUCAGAAAAAAGUUUUUUUUUUUUAAAUAAAGAUAUUGAAGCACUAGUUUUUUCAGCACUGUUCAGCUUUAGCCUUAAACUAUCUGUGCACAUGUUUUUGACAAUUUGUAGUUUUUAAAAAAUAAAGUUUUUUUUAAAUAAAUA
Messenger RNA from Girardinichthys multiradiatus, 1823 nucleotides. RefSeq names its product WD repeat containing, antisense to TP73 (gene wrap73). Gene Ontology annotation, molecular function: protein binding. Bases 216 to 1568 code for a protein of 450 amino acids. NCBI's taxonomy places the organism in Eukaryota, Metazoa, Chordata, Actinopteri, Cyprinodontiformes, Goodeidae. The record is from RefSeq and is a predicted model, not a curated record. Gene Ontology annotation, biological process: microtubule anchoring at mitotic spindle pole body; mitotic sister chromatid segregation; protein localization to mitotic spindle pole body. The transcript has 13 exons. Gene Ontology annotation, cellular component: microtubule organizing center; MWP complex; mitotic spindle.